Micropterus dolomieu (smallmouth bass) is the source of this 421-nucleotide messenger RNA. RefSeq names its product NADH:ubiquinone oxidoreductase subunit A3 (gene ndufa3). The transcript has 4 exons. Lineage: Eukaryota; Metazoa; Chordata; Actinopteri; Centrarchiformes; Centrarchidae. The record is from RefSeq and is a predicted model, not a curated record. Gene Ontology annotation, cellular component: mitochondrial inner membrane. The coding region runs from base 26 to 313 and encodes 95 amino acids.
UCGGUCAGUAUUUAAUACAUUUCCCAUGAGCACCCGCUCGUUUGAAACUACACAAGACAACAUGGCGGGAAUCGGAGCGUUUCUGAAGAAUGCAUGGAACAAGGAGCCUGUUAUCCUGACCUCAUGUGCAAUUGGAGUUGUAGGUGUUCUUCUGCCAUUCAUCAGCCCCAUCACAAAGUAUACAGGAAUGAUCAAUUCGGCUGUGCCGUACAACUACCCAGUCCCCGUGCGAGAUGAUGGGAACAUGGCUGAUGUCCCUGCCCAUCCAUGUGAACCAAAAGGAAAUAACUUGGACUGGCUUAAAAAGAUGUAAUUUCACAUUGUCACAGUCAACACUUCUGCUGUUCCUCUUGUUCAUGUGUGUCUACAUAUCUGCUCCCCUCAUUAAUGUCCCACAAUAAAGAUUAUCUAUUUAAUUCUA